UGACUGAGAAGGCAGCAGCUGAAGAAGAUAGUGGGUACUUAAAGAAGCAAGAGAAAUCCGUCACAAACAGUGACUCUGAGGUCAGACUGAAUCCAGACUCAUUAGACACUCAGCUUGAUUUGUCUAAGGAUGACACAGAGCUCAUUAAGCCUCCAUCAAGCUUCAAACCUGAAGUACAAACUGAAUCCACACAAAUCUCCUACAGGUUCAGGUGUCCUGGUCCAGGUGUGUUCCAGUGUACUCUGACCAGACUGGUGUUUGUUAUGGCUCAGGAGGCGGAGCUGCUGUACAGGAAUGUCCAAUGGGAUGAGAGCCUCCUUCAACAAGCUGGAAAAACAGCUGCAGGGCCGCUGUUUAACAUCACAUCCUCUGAGGAUGCAGUCCGUCAGCUCCACCUGCCACACUGUGAAACAAAGGAGGCGGUGCAUGUUGACGGCCUGCUGUCUGUUGCCCACAUCUCUGAUAAUGGGAUGACCGUCUUGGAGCCACUGGAGAUCACUGCCACCCAUGUGGUUGUGAAGGUCCCUCACCUCUCUGCCUUUGGCCUCAUCUGUAAUGUCUUUAAGCUGAACAUGGAGGAACCCGUAAAUGGCCAAGUUCUGCUGUUCUUGGAGACAGGGCCUCGAAGAAUCAAUGUGUUUCUGCUGCAGGAAAAUAUCCCUUUGUCAGAGGUGUCUGCCCAACAAGGACGUGGUGCUGAAUGCAUCCAGACCCCUGCUGACUGUCUUUGCAGCUUCGGACAAAGGUACAGUGUCCACUGUGACCCUGAGAGCAGGAUACAGCCAGAGCAAACACAAUUUCGCUUAAAGUUUGGCCCAAAUUACCAUCCAACAUUUCAAGUGUUCCUGACUACAAAUCCAGAGAUCGUGACUCUGACGGUCAAAGACCAAGAGGGGACAGAAACCUGGAAAUCAUCUAUUUACCUGCCAGCACCAAGAACAGAAACCUUAAUGAGGAGUGUCCCAGCUGAGGCCCGAGUCCCAGCAGCUGAGAGGCUGCUCACAGUUCGCUCACAGUUUAUUGAAAGAGUGUCUGAACCUGUUUUAAACAAACUUCUGGAUAAACUCCUGCAGCAGCGCGUUAUCAAUGAUCAGGAGAUGGAAUCAGUCAGAUCAAAGCAGAGCAGAGCAGAUAAAGCACGAGACAUGAUUGACACGGUGCGACGGAAAAGUAGCGAAGCCAGCUCACUGCUGAUCGCUGCUCUCUGUGAGGCGGACCGAUGCCUUUCCACAGACCUGAACCUGAAUGAAGACAGACUUGGAAAGAGUCUGUGACCAUGAAUCUCAAAGACCACUGACGGUGUCAUUGUGAUCUUCAUGUGACGUGUUUUUAAACUGCACUUUAGUUCUGAAAGUGCCUCUCGUUAAAACUGGACUCUGAUUAGAUGCUGAGCAGGACGUUGGAUGGACUGAAGCAGAGUCUGGGACCUCAGUAAUUAUUAGUGCACAAACCAGCAAAUAUUUGAAGCUCCAUUAAUGCUGAACCACAUCUACAGGUUGAAGAGCAACACCUCAGGUUAUCUGGGACCAGCGUCAGUUUCCACCAAUAUAACUGAAGCUGUUUUUACCUGUAAUGCUGGAAUAACCUAUUGAAUCACAUGAUCAGUGUUUACAAUCUGUUUACUGAGGUUUAAACUCUCCUCUGCGCUUCUGCUUUGAGCAGCACGUUGUGCUUCUGCCUGUUUAAAUAAAGUUUUGCUGCCUGCUUUCUUA
Molecule: messenger RNA, 1712 nt
Organism: Neolamprologus brichardi
Lineage: Eukaryota; Metazoa; Chordata; Actinopteri; Cichliformes; Cichlidae
Source: RefSeq, a predicted model, not a curated record